This is a messenger RNA of Linderina pennispora, 822 nucleotides long. RefSeq lists its product as uncharacterized. The record is from RefSeq and is a predicted model, not a curated record. Bases 1 to 822 code for a protein of 273 amino acids. The transcript is spliced from 4 exons. Lineage: Eukaryota; Fungi; Kickxellomycota; Kickxellomycetes; Kickxellales; Kickxellaceae.
AUGGACACGUCAUACUCGUCAUCGGCAAAGUGGCUAAUAGACUACUAUUGCGUGAUAUUCGAUGUCAUUUCGCCAGCGUGUGGGCUUGCGGUAGCGGUAUCCGCGGCAGUGCUCAUUUCCAUGUACAAGGACAUUGCCGACACAGUGACCGUGCGGGUAUCCGGGAUGAUAGGGCUCUGCGACGCCAUAUACCAAAUCAGCCAGCUCAUUAUCCGCGAGCUCUGCACAAAGGAGGGCAUGAACCAGCCGAGUGCAACAGCGCGGGUAUUCGCUUUCGCGUCGUACUUUUUCCCGCUCCUGGUGUCGUUCAUGACAAGUCGUGUCGCGCUGGACCUGGAGAUGAACUUUCUCGGGUGGUGGUCAAGCAACCGGCUUCUGCGAUGGGUUACGCGCCACUACGCAAAGGCCAGCUUCAACCCGGCCCUUCUAUACGUGCAGUGGACGUUCGGCAGCCUAACUUCAGACAUCUGCUACAUGGUGUUCGGGUUCUAUCUCUGGGUGCUACUGCAGUUGCUCAAUUUCGUUAUCGUUGUGGCCAUAGUCACGCUGAGACUGCAGGCUAACCUGCCCUCGCUGCAUCUGGAGCCGUCGCGAGCGGCACAGGCUGUAUGGAUGAUGGGCCAGGUCAUCGGCCCCCUGCAGUCCAUGUUCGACAUGGCUGUGUUCGCAGCACUGCCGCCGGUGCAAAGAGUCAUGCGCUGGUACUGGGCCCUGCACAAGGACACGGUCACUGCAGCACUGUACGUGGCCAUGUCUGGGUCACCGCGGGAGGCCUGGGUGCAGGAGGUCGCCGACCCGCGGAUAUCAAACUCCACAUUCUGA